Messenger RNA from Aspergillus ochraceoroseus IBT 24754, 230 nucleotides. RefSeq lists its product as uncharacterized. NCBI's taxonomy places the organism in Eukaryota, Fungi, Ascomycota, Eurotiomycetes, Eurotiales, Aspergillaceae. The record is from RefSeq and is a predicted model, not a curated record. The transcript is spliced from 3 exons. Bases 54 to 227 code for a protein of 57 amino acids.
GGCAAGGGCUAGGACGUGUGAUAAUUCAUCUGGAAAUCACACAUCCAGAUACUAUGUCUGAAUGUCAGUUCAUGAACUAUUUUUUCAAAUCUAUAUUCCAAAGGCUGGAGGAAACUGCGGUGACACUUCAAAGCCCAGGAAAUCCUAGAAGGGUUCACGCAGCGUACUCCGUACUCACAGCCAGACUCAUAGGCAGGGAGUUAGAUCCUUCGGCUCUCACAAGCUGAGAG